Molecule: messenger RNA, 468 nt
Organism: Haemonchus placei
Lineage: Eukaryota; Metazoa; Nematoda; Chromadorea; Rhabditida; Trichostrongylidae
Source: the annotation of a GenBank genome assembly
AUGGUCAAGGUUGUGGACAUUCUCUAUGCGAAACGAGGUAAGGAGAAAACACCUAUAAAGCCUAUCUUUAUAUCUGUUGAUCCGGAGCGCGAUACAGUACAGAGAGUGAAGGAAUAUUAUGCUAAAAAAAGCACACCAAAAUCAAAAGGUUUCACUGGAUCAGUAGAACAGGUGAACAAAGUCGCGAAAACAUUUCGGGUUUAUCACAGUCAAGGGCCUCGUACUGGAAAAGACGAGGAUGAUUAUAUCGUUGAUCACGCUGUCACCACAUAUCACAUAUCGAUCCUGAUGGACUUUUCCAUGAAUACUACGGUCAGGCAAACAGCCGGCGAGAUCGCCAAUGUUGUUGAAAGAAAGACGCUCAAGUUCCAUGCUCAUAACAGUAAAGGACUUAAUCAGUCAUUGUUUUCUGGUCUCCCCGGUACUUUCACAUAUUUUGCUUUGCUCAUUGCUGGCAGCUAUUUCUAG